CUACAGGAUAGGCUGCGAGCGGAGGAGCAACGCUGUCUGUCAACGGGGUUUCGACUCGAUUACCUACGCAACCAGGGGGCGGGAACCUCGGAGCUGGAAAAAGUAGCUGUCGUCGAGGUCAGGCUUUGGGAUUAAAGGGAUCGCUGGUGGUUUCACCGUUUCUUCAUCGAAACUGCCAGGGAGGAUUCAUGCCGAGAGUCGGUUAGCUAAAUCAAUGCGGUACGAAACUAAAAUGAUGCCGAUGUUCUUGACUGUAUACCUCAGUAACAAUGACCAGCAUUUUACUGAGGUUCCUGUGACGCCCGAUACACUGUGCCGGGAUGUGGUGGAUUUGUGCAAAGAGCCCGGGGAGACGGACUGCCACCUGUCUGAGAUGUGGCGCGGCUCUGAGAGGCCUGUAGGUGAAAAUGAAAGGAUGUUGGAUGUUCUUCAAAGAUGGGGGCCACAGGGGUCUGAGGUCCGGUUCUUCCUGCGUCACAACCGACCUCCCAGCAGGGAAUCGGGGGGACCAAGAGGCUCUGAUUCGAGGAGAAAUGGGGCGAGGGCUGCUCCCGAAAGAAGAACGGAGAAUGGAGUAGCAACGCCCCGAAUGGACAUGACACUGACCGAACUACAAGAAAUGGCUGCCAGGCAGCAACAACAAAUAGAAGCUCAACAACAGCUCCUCGCUUCAAAGGAGCACCGACUACGCUACCUGAAGCAGCAGGAGCAGCGUCAGCAGCAGCAGGCCUCUGAACAGGAAAAGCUCCAGCGCCUCAGAGAAAACAUUGAGAAUCAGGAAGCCCGGCUCAAGAAGGUCAGGGCCCUCAAGGGCCAGGUGGAGCAGAAGCGCCUCAGCAACGGGAAGCUAGUGGAGGAAAUUGAACAAAUGAAUAACCUGUUCCAGCAAAAGCAGAAGGAGCUAGUGAUGGCUGCAUCAAAGGUGGAAGAGCUCAGCCGACAGCUGGAAUUACUAAAAAAUGGCAAAAUGGAGAAUUUCCAUGGCAACCAAAGCUCAAUGGCUGAGUUAGAUCGCCUCUACAAGGAGCUUCAGCUGAGAAACCGACUCAAUCAAGAUCAAAACUCUAAGCUGCAGCAGCAGAGAGAGAACUUGAAUAAGCGCAACCUUGAGGUGGCUGCAAUGGACAAACGCAUCAGUGAGCUCCGAGAUCGUCUGUGGAAGAAGAAGGCAGCCCUUCAACAAAAAGAUAACUUACCUAAUGGCUAUCCUGGUAAAGAGAGGGCUUCAAAAGACACUCACACUCAGCAGCUACCGUCUGAAAGCACAGCUGGACAGCAGCCUGGUGGCUCUCGUGUGGCAGCGGUCGGCCCCUACAUUCAGUCGUCCACCAUGCCCCGAGGUCCAGCAAGACACGAUCAGCCUAUUAAACCAGCCUACCCAGACGGCACUUCCACCUUACCCGCUCAGGACCCGCAGAGCAAGGCAGGAGCAGGCCUUCAGUCCAAUAAACAGGCAGACUGGAGGUCCUCAGGUCCAGACUCGAACACCAAUGGUUAUGGUUCAGCUUCAACACUCCCACGAAUGACCUCUACCUCCAAACCAAACACAGAUCAAGUUGAAUCAGAUGUAAAGAGGGACAGAAAGGUGCGUCCAUUCUCCAUGUUUGAACCAACGGAGGCUGCUGCAACCACCCUUCGCAAAAACCCGAGCUGUGAUGAUUUGAUCAGAGAUGCUCAGUCUGCCCCUAAGGCUCCUGUUAAGGUCCCUCCACCUGUUCCCAACAAGCCAAAAGGCCCAGUUGCUGUGCCGUAUGGCAAACCAGGCCUCAAUACAGGAACCUUCCCUAAAGCUAAACCCCAAAUCCAGCAGCCCCAAGCUGCACAGGGCCGCAGCACUCUCCCUCCUUCACAGAGCCAGACACUUCCUUUACCCCCGAAGCAGGACAUGCCAAUUGCAGCCGCUGUUCGACCUUUCACCCCAGAGCCUCAGUCCUCCAGCCUCACUAAGCCACAGAUUGUAGCAGCCAGCUCCAUUUAUUCCAUGUACACGCAGCAGCCUGGUGCAGGAAAGCCCUUCCCAUCUGGCUCCCAGAGUUCUCUCAGCAGGCCUCAAAAUCGCAACGCUGGAUUUAUCAGCAUGUAUGGCAAACCAGUGAUCGGAAAUGGAAGUUCUCCGAUUCCAGAGAAUCCAUACCUAGAGCGCCGUUCACCUGCACCGGAAAGUGAAGUUGAUCACACAGGAGCCAACGGUGUGGGUCCCAGCUCAUCCGAGGGCCCCCAGCCUGAGACUGAACGCAUCCCUCGGCCGCUGAGUCCCACCAAGCUGCUGCCCUUUAUUUCCAACCCUUACAGGCAUCAGAGUGACGGGGAAUUUGAAGCCUUGAGGAAGAAGCUCUACAACGCCCCAAGACCUCUGAAGAAGCGCAGCUCCAUCACAGAACCAGAGGGCCCUGCGGGGCCCAACAUUCAGAAACUUCUCUACCAGAAGACCACAUUAGCAGCCAUGGAGACUACUGUGACCACACCAACCAUUCCCGCCUACGCUCGAGAAGCAGAAAAAGCAGAGGAGAGGUCUGUUGGGCCAAAAGCUGCAACUCACCUUAGUAAUGCAGAUAAUACCCCAGCAGUAACGGGGCAGCCUGCAGAGCCCCUGUCUUCUGCCACCAGUGACCCAGUUCCAACCCCGAGUGAGCAGACUCUACCUCAGUCAGCCAUUCUGGAGACCGAGGAAAUUAUUCCUCCUCCUCCACCAUCACACCCGGCUCCAAGACCUGAAGAUGCCCUGUUUCCCCCUCCACCCUCUGAGAGCUUAGAAGAUACAAGCCUGCCACCUCCACCUCCAGAAAGUUUGGUAGAAGAGUUUCCUCCUUACCCACCCCCCCCAUACCCCAGUGGAGCAGAGCAGGAGAGCCUGGGCGAAGACACCUUCAACAUGAAGGCACCUGAGGUCACAGGACAAGUUGCUCUUCCACCGGGAAAAAGAACCAAUUUGCGCAAGCUUGGUUCCCAGCGCAUCGAUCACAAAAUGAGGGUGAAGUUCAACCCGCUGGCUCUUCUGCUGGACUCUUCCCUGGAGGGAGAGUAUGACCUGGUGCAGAGGAUCAUAUAUGAAGUGGAGGAUCCGAGCCAGCCGAACGAUGAAGGGAUAACCGCUCUGCAUAACGCCGUCUGCGCUGGACAUACAGAGAUUGUGAAGUUCCUGGUUCAGUUUGGAGUUAAUGUUAAUGCUGCUGACAGUGAUGGAUGGACACCUCUUCACUGCGCUGCGUCCUGCAACAAUGUUCAAGUGUGUAAAUUCCUGGUGGAGUCUGGUGCAGCAGUCUUUGCAAUGACAUACAGUGAUAUGCAGACAGCAGCUGAUAAAUGUGAAGAGAUGGAAGAAGGCUACACCCAGUGCUCACAGUUCCUUUAUGGGGUGCAGGAGAAGAUGGGGAUCAUGAACAGGGGUGUAGUCUAUGGCCUGUGGGACUACACGGCUGAAAACCCAGAUGAACUCUCCUUCCACGAGGGAGACUGCAUGACCAUUGUUCGCAGAGAGGAUGACGAUGAGGUUGACUGGUGGUGGGCGCGUCUCGGUGACGCUGAAGGAUACAUUCCUCGCAACCUCCUGGGGCUCUACCCAAGAAUAAAACCAAGACAGCGCACCCUGGCAUGAAACCCGCAGCAGGGCACACACAGGCUUUAACCAAUCAGAGAAGAGGAUUCUGCCGAAAAUGGAGGAGAGGUCGGACCAAACCAUAUGAAGGAAAUUUCUGGCACUUUUCUGUAGCUUCAGUUAAUGAAUUUAUCCUCACUUUUUUCCCCUAGUGUGUUAUGUAUUCCAGACACCAAGCUGUGUUUUUUUAUUUUAAUGUUUGUUUCAUUAUGUUUUUGUAUACAAAAAUAUAUGUGAAAUCGCAACCUCACUAAUGUUAGGAUUAAAAUGGAAUAAGCUGUAUUUUCUCUAGAAAGUAAUCUGGAACACUUUAAAAAGUCUUAAGAUCGGUUUGGUCGUCUAGUUUUUACAGACUAAUGCUGAUGCUGCUCAGGCAUCUCUACCAUUUAAAACUCGGCCGGAAAUGUAAAGUUUGACGUGUAAUCCUCAUACUUCUGGUGGAACAACUUGCAAAUAAAAGGAGAGGAUCAAACAUCAGCUUUUAGUAGUUGUAUCAGUGUUCUCCAGUCUUCACAGGUGACCUGAAAGUCAGUCAGCUUUGGAACAUGGUUUAGAUGCCAUAAAUACUACGCAUUAUUUCUUUUAUAGUAAACUAAUUAAUUGUUUCUGUAGAGUUUAUGUUGUUAUAAACUUGACUUUUCUUUUCCAAUCCUUUCAUUUAAAAAGGUAUGUAUGCAGUAUGCUUUUUUUAUUUUGUGAAAACCAUUCUAGUAAAGGUCAUUUUUGAUUUUUGGAAGGAAAAACCACAGGAGGAGAGUAGAGUAGAGUAGAGCAAAGUCUCAGUUUGAAACUUCCAUUGUAAAAGCUUAAAAAUGAGGAAAAGAAAUAAAAUAAAAAAAGUCCUUUUUCUGUCCAAGCAGAUUUAUUUAUUUUUGUUACUUGGUUCUGUAGCGCUUUUGUUAAAUCUAUUACCGUAAGUGUACUGUAAUACUUCAGUUACAAUAAAAGACUUUGUACUAAA
Molecule: messenger RNA, 4556 nt
Organism: Oryzias latipes (Japanese medaka)
Lineage: Eukaryota; Metazoa; Chordata; Actinopteri; Beloniformes; Adrianichthyidae
Source: RefSeq, a predicted model, not a curated record